GUUCGGGGAACCUGCUAGGAUUUUAGUCUUGGAAUAUAAGCUUUUGGAGCACCUCUGUGGGGAAGAACUAAAGGAGGAGGACCAGCAGAACAGCUCCAAUGUAGGUCUGAUGAUGUCACAAGCCUGGUGAGGAAGAGAAGUUAAGAGAAACCUAAUGGACAAUCUUCACAACAGAUGAUAACAAAAAAUAAUCCAGAUGGGGUGCAGGUGCUGUAAAAUGAUACAAAGCUAUCUCUUCGAUCCCGUUCAAGUGCCCUCCCCCGGCUAUGUCAACGAGGUGAGCAGCUGCAAGUUGGAGGAAGAGGACACUGUUAAAUUAAAAGGCAAACAGAGCAGCGAAGUCCUGGUGCAUAAAAAUGACCUUCAGCGGGAGGGCUUGAGGAGGACGGGGAGCAGAAGCCGGAGGGCUGGGCCGCAGGAGCCCGGCUGGCCUCCCCAGGGGCCGCACCCUCCAGGGGACACAGGAGGGGAGCCCUGUGCGGAGAAGACUGGUGGUGCUGUCAAUGGCAUUGGGCCCGCGGCGGCCUUGCCGCCCCCUGGGGAUCCUGGGCCCUCCCAGGGUGGCACAGGUUCCUGGGCUAAUACCGCCAACAGCGUGCCCCCAGCUCACCCCAUCCUCGAAAGAGGGGGUGCCAGGGAAACGGACUGUGCGCUGCCGGCCUCAGGAGAGACGGGAGUCGUGGGGAAUGGAGACUCCAGAGUUUCUUCCGAGGCCGAGGGUCCUACGGUGGACGUGCCGGACCAUGUCCCCCAGAUACCAGCCCCGGACUACCCUCCACACUGGGGCUCGGCUGGCGACGAAGUGGAUCACGAAGAAAAAGAGGAGGUUUUCCAGGGCCAUCCCGAGGAGGAGCGCCCGGAGGAAGCACGCCCAGGCGCGGGAGAGCAGGGCUUGAACCUGCCCUUCUCCUUCCCGGGGAAGCAACGCUGGGAUUCCUUAAACGGGGCAGUGGCCGCGGAGGUCCUGAGCGUCCACUUUAAAGAAGAGGACCCCGCCCCGGCCGCGCCUGUGGCCGAUGGGAGAAACGGGUGGGAGGACGCCCCCCGCACCCCAGGAGACGCGAGUGGGGAGGCGGAGGAGGAAGACGCGGAUGUGGCGGAGGCCCUGGCGGCUUUGGAAGCGGCCACGGCCGGAGAAGACGUGGACGAUGUGGAUUAGGGGAGGGGAUUGGCGCGUGCAACGGAGCUGGUGUCACAGGGGCGUUGGGUGUGAUUGCUCCGCAGAGCUGAGCUGAGUCUGCAGCGCGCGGUGCAGCCCUGCCUGUUUACAGCCAGCCUCGUGCUGAUGAUGGCGUGCCCGUGCCCGCUCCUUAAAUGUUGAGAGCGCCCCUGUGGGUGGCCCAUCACUCAGGACACUGGAACGAAAAGCAGAGUGGGCCAUGGUGCCGCUGUCUGGAAAUGAGCCUCUUCGGCAACCCCCAGAGUCCCCACAACAUCUGGUGCAGCUGUGCUGGAGAAUUCUCUGAAAUCCCAGCGCUUCGCCCCAGAGCACAGACUCCCGGAACAGUCUGUUUGACUGUCGUUGUUUUUGUUAAUCCUCACCCGGAGAUAUCUUUUCCAUUGAUUUUUAAAAAGAGUGAACGUGG
This is a messenger RNA of Myotis brandtii (Brandt's bat), 1586 nucleotides long. It is a transcript of the gene PGCKA1, whose product is annotated as chromosome unknown open reading frame, human C4orf19. NCBI's taxonomy places the organism in Eukaryota, Metazoa, Chordata, Mammalia, Chiroptera, Vespertilionidae. The transcript has 4 exons. The record is from RefSeq and is a predicted model, not a curated record. Bases 197 to 1159 code for a protein of 320 amino acids.